This is a messenger RNA of Oryctolagus cuniculus (rabbit), 3891 nucleotides long. It is a transcript of the gene SLC28A3, whose product is annotated as solute carrier family 28 member 3. Gene Ontology annotation, cellular component: plasma membrane. Gene Ontology annotation, molecular function: purine-specific nucleoside:sodium symporter activity; pyrimidine- and adenosine-specific:sodium symporter activity. The record is from RefSeq and is a predicted model, not a curated record. NCBI's taxonomy places the organism in Eukaryota, Metazoa, Chordata, Mammalia, Lagomorpha, Leporidae. Gene Ontology annotation, biological process: purine nucleoside transmembrane transport; pyrimidine nucleoside transport.
ACUGCUCUCCGCUUCCAGCCACCUUCAGAACAGCAGUAACACCUUUCACAAAAGAUUAACAAGUGUCAUCACCCCUGGACUCCUCUCUGUCACGGGAAGCCUCGGAGACACCUCUGCAGCUCAUUUCCAAGCAAAGAGUUUCCUCUCUCAGAAUCUAGGAGCUCCUCUGGUUUAUCCUUUGGGGAUGUCCCCUAGGGUGGGACGAUUGGGAAUGAGGGAUGGAAACAAGCCAAUCCUUUCACAUAGACCUAUCCACGCCCAGGCAGGUCUCCUCGUGUAUAAAAGCCAUCUGGCUGGGAGCUGGGAAGCGAGUCUGAAGCCUGGCUCUCCAUCGGACGCAUCGGACACCGGACGGCGCCGGGACCACCUGCGGCUUAAACGGCACCGACGUGCUGGAGAGCAGACACCAGCGAGCGCAGCAGCCGGGAGGAGCAUGGAGCUGCAGGGUACAGCAGCGGCCCGCGGGGCUGAGGGCUUCAGCAACACCGGCUUCCAGAUUGAAGACAAUUUCCUGGAAAACCAGAACACGUCAGAAAACAACAGCUCCGUGAGGAAUCGAGCUGUACCAAGUGGGGAGCAAGGGAACACCAAGCAGGGUGAAGAACAAGUCAUUAUUGAACAGGAUCCUGCAAGAAACAAAGAUGACGAUGACGAUGACAAUGAGGUGGAUGAAGAAAUGCACGCCAAAGGGUGCUUGGCAAGGAAGUAUGAUAGAGUCUGCGAUUUUUGCAGGAAACACAAAACCACCCUUCGCUAUAUCAUCUGGGGCAUUUUAUUAGCAGGGUAUCUGGUGCUGGUGACCACAGCCUGCGUGCUGAACUUCCACAGAGCCCUUCCUCUUUUUGUGAUCACCGUGGCUGCCAUCUUCUUUGUCAUCUGGGACCGCCUGAUGGUCAAAUACGAACGUCGGAUGGACGAGAUCCUCUCUCCUGGGAGGGGGCUUCUGAACCGCCACUGGUUCUGGCUCAAGUGGGUGAUUUGGAGCUCACUGAUCCUGGCGGUUAUGUGCUGGCUGAUCCUCGAUACUGCCAAGCUGGGCCAACAGCAGCUGGUGUCCUUUGGCGGGCUCCUAAUGUAUGUCACCCUGAUAUUUCUAUUUUCCAAGCACCCGACCAGAGUUUACUGGAGACCUGUCUUUUGGGGAAUUGGGCUACAGUUUCUUCUUGGGCUCUUAAUUCUAAGGACCAAACCCGGAUUUAUAGCUUUCGAUUGGCUGGGAAAACAAGUUCAGACUUUUCUGGGGUACACUGAUGCUGGCGCGUCGUUUGUCUUUGGUGAGAAAUACACAGACCACUUCUUUGCAUUUAAGGUCCUGCCGAUUGUGGUUUUCUUCAGCACUGUGAUGUCCAUGCUGUAUUACCUGGGGCUCAUGCAAUGGGUCAUCAGAAAGGUCGGAUGGGUAAUGCUGGUUACCAUGGGCUCAUCUCCUAUUGAAUCUGUAGUUGCUUCUGGCAAUAUAUUUGUUGGACAAACAGAGUCUCCACUGCUGGUCCGCCCGUAUCUACCGCACGUCACCAGGUCUGAACUGCACGCCAUCAUGACUGCUGGCUUCUCCACCAUCGCAGGAAGUGUCCUAGGCGCGUACAUUUCUUUCGGGAUUCCUUCCACCCAUUUGUUGACGGCUUCAGUCAUGUCAGCGCCUGCGUCAUUGGCUGUAGCAAAACUCUUUUGGCCUGAGACAGAAAAGCCUAAAAUAACCCUCAAGAAUGCCAUGAAAAUGGAACAUGGCGAUUCGAGGAACCUGCUGGAAGCUGCGACCCAGGGAGCAUCCUCCUCCAUCGCUCUGGUGGCCAACAUCACUGUGAAUCUGAUUGCCUUCCUGGCCCUGCUGUCUUUUGUGAACUCAGCCCUGUCCUGGUUUGGAAACAUGUUUGACUACCCACAGCUGAGCUUCGAGCUCAUAUGCUCCUACAUCUUCAUGCCUUUUUCCUUCAUGAUGGGAGUGGACUGGCAAGACAGCUUCAUGGUUGCCAAGCUCAUAGGCUAUAAGACGUUCUUCAAUGAGUUUGUGGCUUACGAGCACCUCUCCAGAUUGAUCAGUUUGAGAAAAGAGGCUGGACCUAAAUUUGUGAAUGGUGUGCAGCAGUAUAUGUCGAUCCGCGCCGAGACAAUUGCCACGUACGCCCUCUGUGGAUUCGCCAAUAUCGGUUCCCUAGGCAUAGUGAUUGGUGGACUCACAUCCAUGGCUCCAUCCAGGAAGCGUGACAUCGCUGCUGGGGCAGUGAGAGCGCUGAUCGCGGGGACCACCGCCUGCUUCAUGACUGCCUGCAUCGCAGGCAUCCUGUCCGCCACUCCCGUAGACAUCAACUGCCAGCACGCUUUAGAGAAUGCCUUCAACUCCAGCUUGCCCAGUAGCACACCUGAAGUGGUAGCUUGUUGCCAAAGUCUGUGGACCAGCGCUGUUGCCAAGGGACCCGGUGAGGUCAUCCCAGGAGGAAACUAUAGCCUGUACGCUCUGAAGGGCUGCUGCAAAUUGAACCCAUUGACAUUUAACUGCAGUUGGAUCCCGAAUACAUUUUGAGCUCACACACCUCCCCCCAGAACUCUGAGCACUGGUGCUGAAUUUCUCCUUUGGAGACAGAAGAAGGGUGGGUGGGGCGGGGGGAGGCUAUGGGGCCUGGAUUGAUACUUUCAGUGGGGAAUCAGUUUUAGCUGCAUGGAAAGAAGAAAAAGAAGAGUACAUCCUUCAGGGCUACACUAUCUUCCUCCUCCCCUUCUGCCCACCCCCAGUCCAUCCCUUCCCCCCUGAGAAGCCAUCUCCAGUUCCAACAAGAUUUUCUUAGCUUAGAUUUUCAGAACAUUUCAUGAGAAUACAGAUGUAAAUCGUGGCUUGCAACAGCUGGGCUGUGAUUCAAGCACAUCCUCAUAACAUCUAAGUGGCUGACUGCCAGCACCUCUCAGGUGAGAUCGCUCUGUAUCCACCGUAGCUUACCUGAAACAGCCGGAACUUGCAUUUCACAGGGAGAAAUGGUCAACACCAGUCACCCUCAGGAAGUCCUGAAGAGGUCGUCGAAUGCUUCAGGAGAUCACACAGACCCUACCGAAACAAGGGUUUCAACUCCCCUUGCUUAAAGGGUUGUAACAGUCAGCGCAAGCUAAAUUGGUCUGCAGUAACAUACAGCCCCCAAACCUCAGCAGUUCACCAAUUUCCUUUUCACUCCCAUGCAUGUUUGUGAAGCUUGACUUAGGCUGCACUCCACGUUUCUUCAAUUUCAGAACCCUAUAUGGGGGCAUAUUGGUCUAAAGUUAGAAAGGGAGGCAGGCGGGGGCAGGUGGUGACAAAAACGUCUCCAGGAAGUCGCAUCCUUAAUUUACACUACGUCCCUAUCAGCCAAGGCAGUCCUAUGACAAGCACAGCGAGUGACCACUGAUGAGUGACCACCUUGUCAGAGACAGGGCCAAGCAGCGUGAUAGGUCACAGUGAUACGUGAUACCCACGUCUCCCUUCAAGGAGCCAACCUUCUGCGGCAUAAGUCACGUGCAGAUCCCAUAAUAUCCCUGUGACAAGAUGGGAAAACAGCAACUCUUCCAUCAAGUAGUCAUGAAAAGAGCAGCUGAGAAAGACAAGUCCUGGCAGAGACCUGGAAACCUUCCGUUAAUACUUCAUUGGCCAGGAAGACGUUAGCAUCAAACUUGCUUAAUGGAUCUCAGCAUCUCAGAAGAAAAUUCCAGAGUCGGUGGUGGAAAUGUUUUUACUGCCCUUACUAGUGUGACAAUCAUGUGGAAUAAAAAACUGAAUCAAAGAUGACUCAAAGAUGACCUCAAGAAAAACAUUCUGGGAAAAAAAAAGGUUUUGAAAUACCUUAAGUAAUUUAUUUUGUUUAUAUUUUCCCUGGUGUCCAUUCAGAAAAAUAAAUUUUUGUAAAUCCAUGGGAAACUAUUUGAUAUUUU